Rhodamnia argentea is the source of this 1425-nucleotide messenger RNA. RefSeq lists its product as uncharacterized. Gene Ontology annotation, molecular function: protein binding. Bases 28 to 1281 code for a protein of 417 amino acids. The transcript has a single exon. The record is from RefSeq and is a predicted model, not a curated record. Lineage: Eukaryota; Viridiplantae; Streptophyta; Magnoliopsida; Myrtales; Myrtaceae.
UUGACUCCCCCUCAAAACAUCCUCGCAAUGGAUGGCCACUCUAUUUCUCUUCUCAAAUCCUCAAAUUCUUACAUGAUUUUCGUCUCCAUCUUCGUCCUCCAAACUUGUCAUCAUCUCAUUAUUUGCCAAGUGAUGCCUCCAUCUCCACCACCAUCCCAAGAUUUGGUCUUCUUGGACCCAAGACUCGCCGCCGUAUAUCCGGUAAUCCAGAGAUUCAAGAACACCAUCACCGCCGAUCCGCUCAACAUCACCAAUUCUUGGGUCGGCCCUGACAUCUGCCACUACCGAGGCUUUUAUUGCGACAACCCGCAGGACAAUCUCACAGCCACCGCGCUUGCUUCCGUCGACUUCAACGGUUACCACCUCGGCGCACUGACCCUGGAGGGCUUUGUCGACCAGCUCCCGGACCUCGCAAUCUUCCACGCCAACUCCAACAACUUCUCCGGCAUCGUCCCUCAGAAGAUUGCACAGCUCCCGUACUUCUACGAGCUCGACCUGAGCAACAACAACUUCUCUGGGGCAUUCCCGGCCGCGGUGUUCGGCAUCACCAAUUUGUCAUUCUUGGACAUUCGUUACAAUGCCUUCAGCGGGUCCGUCCCGCCGCAGGUCUUCAAGCAAACCCUCGACGUGCUCUACAUCAACAACAACAACUUCAUGCAAACGAUCCCAAUCGAUUUCGGCUCGACCCCAGUGCUCUACCUCACCCUGGCCAACAACAAGUUCACAGGCCCGAUCCCGAGGAGCAUUGGCAACGCCUCCUCAACGUUGAUCGAAGUGCUUUUCCUGAACAACCAGCUGACAGGUUGCAUUCCUUACGAGAUUGGGUUCUUGAGAAAGGCCACCGUCUUCGACGCGGAGGGCAACUACCUGACAGGACAGCUCCCAUGCUCGCUCGGUUGCUUGGACAAGAUCGAGCAGCUCAACUUCGCCAGGAACUACCUGUACGAUGAGAUCCCUGAGGUUGUGUGCUCGAUGCCGAACUUGUUGAACCUAUCUCUAUCGAACAACUAUUUCAACCACAUCGGGCCGUUGUGUUGGAAGCUCGUGAAGAGUGGAGUGCUGGACGUAAGGAUGAACUGCAUCGCUGGGCUUCCCUAUCAGAGGCCGCACUAUGAGUGCGUGAAGUUCUAUUUUCACUCGUUUUGGUUCAGUUGGGUUUGUCCGUGGCAAUACUUGAUGAGCGCCAUUCCUUGCAAGAUCAAUUCAUCUUAUGUUAGUCGUCCUCCGGGUGGUCGGACAUCGGUCACUUACCCUGCUCUUAUUCGACACAGAUUAUUGUGAGGAUGAGAGGUGGUUGAGCGUGAGUUCUUCGUAUCCAACAUGAGGGUGUGGUGUGUCCAUCAAGAAAUAAGGAUGGGAAGACCAGCAAUAAUAACCACAGAGAAUGCUUAUAUGGUUAGGGAAUAGUCUCUGGCACUUGUCCUC